GCAUUUGUUUUGUCAAUAUUAUAGUAGACAUCAAUUGUAUUGACAUUUAUUUUAGCAAAAAAUCAUUGACACCACUGUUUGAUACGAUUUCACCACAAAAACAACACAAUAAUCACCGCACAAGACAUUUAAACAAAUAAAAAACAAUUCAAAAAAAUGUUAGUGUUAGUGAUGGGCGACACUCAUGUGCCGUAUCGGUGUCACUCAUUACCGGCCAAAUUCAAGAAGCUAUUGGUUCCGGGAAGGAUACAACAUAUCCUAUGCACUGGCAAUCUCUGUACUAAAGAAUCGUUGGACUAUUUGAAGACAUUGGCCACCGAUGUUCAUAUCGUUAGAGGAGAUUUCGAUGAAAACACUGCAUAUCCCGAACAAAAAGUGGUUACUGUCGGCCAGUUUCGUAUCGGUCUGUGUCACGGCCAUCAAAUUGUUCCGUGGGCUGAUCCCGAAAGUUUGGCACUAAUUCAGCGACAGCUCGAUGUCGACAUACUUAUUACAGGACACACACAUAAGUUCGAGGCCUACGAAAGUGAUGGCAAAUUUUAUAUCAAUCCCGGUUCGGCUACCGGUGCUUAUACUGCACUCGAAAGUAAUGUCAUUCCAUCGUUUGUCUUAAUGGACAUCCAAUCGUCAACUGUUGUCAUAUAUGUCUACCAAUUGAUCGGCGAUGAGGUCAAAGUUGAAAGAAUUGAAUACAAAAAAUCGUGAAUUGAAUGCCUAUUAUAAAAGUUAUAUAAUUUCCAUUAAAAAUAAUAUUUUCUUUUUACUUUUUA
Molecule: messenger RNA, 770 nt
Organism: Oppia nitens
Lineage: Eukaryota; Metazoa; Arthropoda; Arachnida; Sarcoptiformes; Oppiidae
Gene: Vps29
Product: vacuolar protein sorting-associated protein 29
Exons: 4
Coding region: 157-705 (182 amino acids)
Biological process (GO): retrograde transport, endosome to Golgi; intracellular protein transport
Cellular component (GO): endosome; retromer complex
Source: RefSeq, a predicted model, not a curated record